AUGGACCUAAUACUCGUCUCUGUCGUUCUCGCUUCGGUGUUGGCUCUGGUGUACGCUUCUUGGACCUCGAAACGAAGAGGAAUGCCUCCUGGACCGGCCCAGCGAAUCUUCGGCUCCAGAAAGCCCUCCACGGUACCACCAUGGAAGAUAUUUGCUGCAUUGCACAAGCAAUAUGGGAAGAUUUUUUCCUUUUAUCAGGGAAGCACACCUGUCGUCGUGCUGGGGACCAUCAAGGCCGCAACAGAUCUUCUAGACAAGAGAGGGAGUAUCUACUCGAGUAGGCCGAGGAAUAUUAUGGCUGGUGAACUACUCUCUGGAGGGAUGAGAGGUCUAGGUAUGCCCUACGGGACGAGGUGGAGGAAUUGGAGAGCGCUCAUGCAUGCCGGUAUGAGCGUCGAAGCAUCGCAGAACUACAAAAUCCUCCAGUCACUCGAAUCGAAAAUACUUCUUCGUGACCUCCUCUCCGCCAGUGAUUCAGUCGAGUACUCGGCACACCUUCGUCGCUUCGCAAUCUCCGUCGUAUUUUGUGUUGCUUAUGGACGCAGGGUUCUGUCUCUUGACGAUCCUCUUGUCGUCGAGAACAUGAAGACGGACGAAUGUUAUAUACGGAUGAGCACGCCAGGGAGAUACAUUGUCGAAUCUUGGCCCAUCUUGCUCAAGCUCCCUCACUUCCUCCAAUGGUUCCGUGCCGAGCCCUUGGCCCAACGCGCCCGAGACACCGCUCUGUACACCAGGCUCAUGGAGGGAGUCCGUGAGCAGAUGAAAGUGGGCGUUGCCCAAUCGUCAACUGCGAGAUGGGGCCUAGAGAAGCAAGCAGAGUGGGGAUUGAAUGACUUGGAAAUGGCAUUUGCGUUGUCUGCGCCCUUCUCCGCUGGCGUUGGCACGACGCUUGCUACCUUCGACGUCUUUCUUCUUGCGAUGUUAUGUCACCCCGAAGUCAUGAAGAAAGCUCAAGCAGAACUCGACGGCAUUGUAGGUCCGCAUCGUCUACCAGACUUUGAAGACGCCGAAUCGCUGCCAUACCUCAGAGCCGCGAUAAAGGAGUCCAUGAGAUGGCGACCCGUUGCCCCUCUGGGUGUUCCUCAUAGUGUUAUCGCAGAAGACAUGUAUGAGAGCAUGUAUGUACCGAAAGGCACGACGGUCUAUGCAAAUAUAAUAGCAAUGAGCAAGGAUGAAGAGGUCUUUUCUUCACCUGAAGAAUUCCGCCCUGAGCGAUACCUCGACGAAAUGAAAUCCGACUCCAAGGUUCUCCCUCCCCAAUCGACUUUUUUCUUUGGCUUCGGGCGACGCGUCUGCCCUGGUAUGCACGUUGGACAGAACUCGCUGUUCAUUCUCGCUGCUAGGCUGUUAUGGGCUUUUGAUAUCAAUCGAUCCGGCGAUGCGACUGGCGAGAGCGUUCUCCCAGAUAAAGAUGACUUCAUAGGAGGGCUUGUCAUUCGGCCGCGUCCGUUCGCUUACUCGUUAGACCUGCGAAGUGAGGAUCGGCGGUCUUUGAUCCUGGAGGAGUCCAGGAAGGCCUUGGACGAGGCGUCGAUGUGGGGAUAA
Cyclocybe aegerita is the source of this 1545-nucleotide messenger RNA. NCBI's taxonomy places the organism in Eukaryota, Fungi, Basidiomycota, Agaricomycetes, Agaricales, Hemipholiotaceae. The record is from the annotation of a GenBank genome assembly.